This is a messenger RNA of Doryrhamphus excisus (bluestripe pipefish), 1405 nucleotides long. RefSeq names its product claudin-9. Gene Ontology annotation, cellular component: bicellular tight junction; membrane. NCBI's taxonomy places the organism in Eukaryota, Metazoa, Chordata, Actinopteri, Syngnathiformes, Syngnathidae. The record is from RefSeq and is a predicted model, not a curated record. Gene Ontology annotation, molecular function: structural molecule activity.
AGUGACCCCAGGUGACCUUUGUAAAUGAGAGGAAAGCUCAUAAUGAAGCAGAGCUCACAUGGCCUUGUACAAAGAAGGCAUUUACUCCCUCAAAGAACCUCAGCAAGUAUUUCGAACCUGAGUAUUAAAUGCAACAAAUCAAAUCAUAUCUGCUACUUCCUUUGACUAGAUUGUAAUAUUCCAGCAUUGGAGGACGUCUGCACGGAAGAGGACUCAUGGAGGCAUACAAGGGAGGUCAUUGUUGCUUUUUGCCACGCACACAGAUCUCAUUCCAAGGCUGAUUGUGCAUAUUUCUUCUUUCAAAGAAGAAUUCAAAGGUGCUUCUGACUCUUCAUUAGGUGCGUUCUGCCUGUAUAAAAAUGAUUCGAAAUGAAUUGUGUUUUUUGCAAAUGUUCUGUUUUGGAUCUCUUAAGAUUGUGCAGGUGCACCUAUAUGACGAAUGGGAAGAAAGUAUGAGUAUGAGUUUUAAAUAUGAGCAACUUUUCGAUGCCUUUCGGGCUGCUUAUAUGGGCCAUGUUAAGGUUGAGAUGAAAUGACAAUAAUAUUUGAUGCAUCCUUCAAAGGCAAGCAUGUUGAGGCCACGGUGCGCUGACUCCACCUUCAAGCCGUAUAAAGAAGGUAGAAUUAGUUUCUCCCUCAAGUUGGACUCAGGACUUUGAGCCAAGGAGAUCCGAUAUCACCUUCUUCUGGGGAAGGCGGCGCACACAGAAGGCCUUCUGUCCCACGCCCGUCCUCCGCUCUCACUAUGGCAUCGUCCGGCUUGGAGAUCCUGGGAAUGACGCUGGCUGUGGCGGGCUGGCUGGGGGUGAUGGUGGCGUGCGGCCUGCCCAUGUGGCGUGUGGCCGCGUACGUGGGUCAGAACAUCGUGGUCUCGCAGGUGAUCUGGGAGGGCUUGUGGAUGAACUGCUCGGUGCAGAGCACGGGGCAAAUGCACUGCAAGGUGCACGACUCCAUGCUGGGGCUUCCUGUGGACCUGCAGGCGGCACGCGCUCUCGUGGUGGUCUCCAUGGUGCUGUGCGUCAUGGGUAUCGGAUUGUCUGUGGCGGGGGCGCAGUGCACCGACUGCAGCCGGGACGUGAGCACUAAAUGGCGUUUCAUGGUGGCUGGCGGUCUCGUCUUGACGGUGGCAGGACUGCUGCUGCUGCUGGCGGUGUCCUGGACGGCCCACGCCAUUGUGAUGGGCUUCUACGACCCGCUGCUGGAAGAGACGGGCAAACGGGACUUUGGCAACGCGCUCUACUUCGGCUGGGCCGCCUCCUGCCUGCUCACCCUGGGGGGGGCCUUGCUGUGUUGCUCCUGCCAACCCAGAAAGUCCACGGUGCGCAGGGUGCCCGCCCAGGUGGGCUACACGGCUGUUAAGAGCUUAUCAACACGUGGCUAUGACAGACGAGACUACGUGUGAACA